This is a messenger RNA of Lachancea meyersii CBS 8951, 1494 nucleotides long. The record is from the annotation of a GenBank genome assembly. Lineage: Eukaryota; Fungi; Ascomycota; Saccharomycetes; Saccharomycetales; Saccharomycetaceae.
AUGGAAGACUACAGUGGGAGCGGAAUGGAAUACCAAAACCAGUACCAGGACGCUUACGAUGUUUCGCCGAGUUUGAACAAUGGCGACGCACAGAAUAGCAACUCUCACGCGAGCGUGGAAAAUCAAAACAGUAACGACGGGCAGAAUAUCUCGCGUUCCACCAGUGCCCAGGGCGAUGCAGGAGACAGACCCCGGACCAAGAGAACUCGGGCCACAGGUGAGGCGCUCAAUGUGCUCAAACGCGAGUUUGACGAAAAUCCCAACCCAAAUGCUCAGAACCGGAAACGAAUUUCAGAAUUGACGGGAUUGCCUGAGAAAAACGUACGGAUCUGGUUCCAAAACCGACGUGCAAAGCAUAGAAAGACUGGGUCUGGCGUCACGGGCAGUGGCGGAGGCAGUGGCUACGCACACAGCCGAGGACCGGGAAGAAAUGGCAAUUCGGGCACAUCGACCGCAACGGACGUAAGCGCCGCUACAAACGCUGCUUAUCCAGCAGCAGACUUCGACCGCAUCCCGCUGGACACCAAUCCCAACUACUGCUUUUUGGAUGUGAAGUCUCUCACCGUGGGCACUUGGAAAAGGCUUAAAAGCGGGAAUUUGAAGAAAGAGGAACUUCCCACCAUAAAAAGCCUCUCUAAUCUCUCCCCCUUCUCUGUAAACGAAAUUAUGGCAAACGCUACGGAUCUAAUGGUGUUGAUAUCCAAGAAAAAUCACGAAAUAAACUAUUUUUUCAGUGCCAUUGCAAACAAUACCAAGAUAUUGUUUCGCAUUUUCUUCCCCAUAAACACCGUUGUAAACUGUUCUGUGGUUCUAAGCUCAGAAGAGUUACCAAGUCCUGCUCAAGAUGAAGACGAGGAUUCUCACUCCAAUGACGAAGUACGAAACAAAGAUCAGCUAUACGAACUUCGACUCAAUGUUACUAAAUCUCCUACUUUUGCUGUCUAUUUUUCGGACGGUGUAGAUCAGUACUCAUCGAACCAGUGGUCGAUCUGCGAGGAUUUCUCUGAGGGCAGACAGGUAAGCGAGGCGUUUAUCGGUGGAACCAACAUUCCCCACGUUAUUGUGGGGUUGAGGGAACACCUAGAUUUUAUGAAUGAAACGAUACAGGACUACAGCGGUAGGUCUCAGGACCCUAUGAACUCUUCCGAGUCGCAACCUCUCAUACUUCACCCCGAGCCUCAUUCAAUGGGUCAGCAACAGCAACCUUUUUUUGAUAGCUUCAAUGAUCAAGACGGAAUGUACGGAAUGAAUGAACAGAACAAUGGUCAGUUCGUUUCCUCAUCCACUGCGCAACCCCAUUCCUACACCCAGCAGCCUCAAACAUCAAAUGAAAAUGAACAUGUACCGUCCAACUACACUGAUCCCAACGUGCCACGAACUCCUGAUUUUCUCAAAAGUGACGUCGGGAAUGAAGAGCAAAGUGGUCUCAAUAACUUGUUGAUCUUCGAUGAUCAGAAUAAUUCAAGCACGAAGAAUGUUCCAAAUUAUUAUUGA